This is a messenger RNA of Pocillopora verrucosa, 2144 nucleotides long. Its product is annotated as SUMO-specific isopeptidase USPL1. NCBI's taxonomy places the organism in Eukaryota, Metazoa, Cnidaria, Anthozoa, Scleractinia, Pocilloporidae. The record is from RefSeq and is a predicted model, not a curated record. Gene Ontology annotation, cellular component: Cajal body. Gene Ontology annotation, biological process: Cajal body organization; protein desumoylation. Gene Ontology annotation, molecular function: SUMO binding.
UUUGAUGGCACCGAGAGCACAUGUGCGCUUCCUUGUACAAGUCUUGGAAAGUUAUCUAAUACUCAUUUCGCUGUUACUUCACGAAAGUUUUGGCCAUGAAAAGUUCGAUUAGCUACUACGAAAGUAGAUGAUGGAACGUUUCUGCUCGCUUUGUCAGGUGAAUGGUUUGAAACGACGGCUUAUUCUGUUUCAAUUGAACUUGAAGGAGGCGAUUUUGCUAUGUGAAGACAAGGAUUGCGUUUACCCGCUUGGGGUUGCAAAGAAUGCCAACUUGAUUGUAAGUCGGAAAGCAACCGAGGUGACUUCGUUCUCAAACUUGAAGAGAAAACGUAAGAAGAGGCCAAAACAAAGUGAAUCAGAGGAACCAGAGAAUAUUUCCCCAGGAUCCAAGGCUGCAGAAAAGAUCUUGCAAUGGAGGAAUGUUGAUAGCCUUUGUUGGCUAAAUUCUCUAUUAUCUCUACUUGUAAAUAAUGUCACUGUGACAACAUCUCUGAGAAAUCUUAUGCAAAAAUCAGACUCACUGGUAAGGACAUUGACAGAGUCAUUCAACCAGGCUCAAGAAUUAUCAUCAACAAGCAAAGAACAAGCUGAAGUGAUCUUAAAAGAAAUCAGAGGGAUGAUUUGGACACAUUUGCAGCCGAAGAUGAAGUGUCAACUUGGAGUUAAUGAUAGUCCUGUUGCAGCUCUACCAUUGCUGUUACAGGAAAAUGAUUUGGUGUCUGAGAGGUUUCUUCAAGUUUAUCACUGGGAAUUUAGGUGUUCUGCCUGUGGGUAUCAACAAAUUGACAAAAGGAAGAAGCAUUUAGUCACUUUUCCAAACCUAGCAAAGGACUUCAGCUUGCAAAAUCUGGGAUUUACAAGGCCAUGUUACAGAUGUAAUGCUCUUGAUCAGGAGAGCAAACUUGUGUAUGACAGAAUGCCUGAUUGCAUUUUUCUUCACUUCGAGCAAGGAUUGAAAGGAGGGACAUAUGAAGAUCUUGAUUUUGAUGGGGAAUGUGGUCGCUAUAGUUUCUCACAGUUUAUUCAGUAUAAAAGGAAUCCAGAUCACUUUGUUUGCUGGACAAAGGACCAUGAAGGGAAAAGAUGGAUGGAAUUAGAUGAUCUAAAAUCACCAAUCUGCAGCUGGAGUUCCUCACCACCAAAUGUUCCUCUGUCAGAAGUGCAUAUUGCAGUUUGGGAAAAAGUGUCAGUUGUUAUCAAUCCACUGAUUCCUCCUCCUAAAUUUAAGGAGAUCAGCAGAACAGAAGUGAAAACCAACCAUAGUGCACAACCUACCCAGGACACAAGAUUUGGAAAGAUAUCCUCAAUGCCAUUGUUAAGUAUUGAUUGCAGUGCAACCUUCGCUCCAUCUCAAGAUAUCAACAAAUCACUUUGUUCAUCACCCCUUAAUUCCCCUGCAUUAUCACCAUCAAGGAGCAGAACAGUGUUAAAUUUGUCACUCAAAACCAAAAGUGAGCAAUUUGAACCUUACAUUCCCAGGAAAAAGAGACUUGUUACCCAAAGCUCUCCUAACUCUCCUAUAUGUAUUAGUAAUUCAAAGUUGAAUUGCAAUGGGAUUGCCCCACAACCAUUUUUGACAUGGCAAGAAGUCAAGGAACAAAACAAGAAGUUAAGUUUUGAUGAAUUGCAGAGUGACAGUGGAUACUCAAGUCCAGCAUCUGUAAGUUCAUGUGGUAGCCUUGUGAUUUGUCAGUCAAACAAGGAUGUAUCAGUUUAUGAACACCAGGAAGGACCUCAUGAAAAUGGCAAUGAAAAGCAAAAUGUUGCUGGGCAGAACAAUUAUCCAAAUGGCACAAAUCUUGUUUCCAAGAGCCCUGAUUCAUCUUCACGUAGAAGGAGCAGUGAUUUAGUAUGCGAGGUAAAUCCUCUUGACUUGGCAGAUAAACUUGAACAUCUGUUACCAGACUGUUUACUUGAGAAUCCCAGGGAUUCAGAAAAAAAUCCCAGGGAAUUAGCUGAGUGUAGGACAAUAGAUAGUAAGGAAACAAAGUUGGAGAACAUUGCACAACUUUCUGCUCAACAAGAUCAGUUUAUUCUUGACUUGCUGCUUACAUAAAAUGAUCCUUAGCAACUUUUUUUGUAUAAUUGUAACAUUAUUUUGCAAUAAAGAAACUGCUUCAUAUCACCAUGGAUAAGUGUGCAGC